UGAGAAAUUACUUUAUUAAAAACCUUACAUCAGGCAAUUGGAUAUUUGAGCUGUGAAUCUUUGUUGUUUUUCCUUAGCCCAGAUACUUUCAGGGUGAACGGUAUUUUGCUGUUCAAAAAAGGACUUAAAUGUUCAAACAGAACUAGUAACUUUUUAAUGAUGGCUGAAUUUACAACAAAUAGAAUAACAUCCACAUCUUUUGAGAUGAGGACAGCUUCUGCAGUGCUAUCUUCUUACACAAGACUUAAACACAGAAAAGAAGGAUUCUACAGUCGACAGGCACUUAAAGAUGAGGGGAAAAGGAUGGGAGCGAGCACCAGGAACCAUCAGAAUGUGGGCAAAUCCCAACAGUACCCUGUGAAUGCAGCACGGGAACGGAGCAGGGUUCAAAAUUUAAGGCAGGCGUUUCAUAAUUUGCAAGCAGCUUUGCCUUCAGUCCCACCUGACACAAAGCUGUCAAAACUGGACAUCCUAAUACUGGCUGCAAAUUACAUUGCUCAUCUUACCCAGACCUUGGACCAAGGAAACAACGUGGUAGAUCAUGUUCAACCAUUGAGAAUGCAGGGCUAUCUUCACCCUGUCAAGAAGUGGCCAAUGCGCUCCCAUCUGUAUUCUGGUGCCGUAGGAGAAUUCCUAUCUGGAGUUUAUCCAAAGCAGAAGGACAUCGCUUCUGGAGAGCAGUGUGAAAGGGCAGCGCCCUGAUGAAGGGACAGUUUACUCAUAUUGUUGUAUGCUGGUGUCUUUACUUUGAUACCAGUGCUACCAGUCAUUGAACUGAGGUGUUAAAGUUCAUAUAAGUUUGGCUUAACAUCUUCUCUGUUGAGUGCUUCAGUAAAUAUACCAGACCAUACUUCUUCACUGAUUUCAUGUAAAUAUUUAGAUUCAGGUUGAAGGAAGUGAUGCGAGAUACCUCAGCCCCCCUUAGAUUUUGUUUUCAUGUAAAAAGUGACCAGUGAUUAUGUAUCUGAGAGAUUACACAAGGAGAGCCUAAGAGUUCUGGGUUCAAAGCCUGGCUCAGACAUUUUGUGUGAAAUUUGACAGUUCUCCUUGUGUCAGUUUCUUUUAGUAUUAAAAAGACAUGUGGGUUAGCUUGACAGGCGACUCCACAUAGGCCCUUCAUGACCUGGAACUUCACUAAGAGUCAGUUUCCGACUUAUUCCCAGUGAUGCCCCUUCCAACACUAUAGUAGAAUAAGCAAGUUUGGACAAAUAGAUGGACAGAUAGAUAUAUAAUUGCUCAAAAUCAUAAUUGUAAUUUAGGCAGGAUAUUUUUACAUUUUCUUACUAUUGUUUAAUAUUCUGUACAACAUGAGUGAAAGAAAUAGGUAAUCUUUAAAGCCUGAUCUCAUAACAGCAAUGAAGUAUACAUUAGAUAUGUAUUUAUUAUAUAUUUCAUUACUUAUACUCUCGUCAGUAGCUCCCAUUACAGUUUAUUCUUACAUGGUACAAAUCCUUCAUGCUUUGAGUCAGAAAUAAUGGACUCAUUUUAUUUGAACAAGAAACAAAGUCAGACAGUUCAUAGCAGGCAAAGUAGUAAAAACAAACGUAUACUGCAUUUUAAUCAAAUGGAGAUUAAUGAGUGACAUGACAGAAGUGUUUUAAAAUAUGAAGGGAGUUAGUAGGGUGGAUGGCAGCUGUUACUUUAAAAUGAAUUCGUAAAAAAAAACCAAAACAAGACAUGGAGUCACAGACAGAUGCCAGGUAAUGGUACCUUUUGUACAUAAAUUAGGAAUUCUUUGUUCACAUAUGAAUAUAUGGCAUGGAUUGCUUAGCAUUUUGCUCCUACACCUGAAACUAUUUUCGUAUAGUACCCUUCAUGGAGCGCACACUCAGAGCAGACUCUUGGAUAUGUUAGAACAUGAGCAGUGUUGGGGUCCCCUGCCUGUUAUUGUUUUUUUAAUUUCCUAGUAAGUGCAGCAUGCUGCAUGAUGAUAAAAUUUUCAGUUUGGAUAUGUAUCAUAUAAUAAUGUCGACCACAGCACAGAAAGAUAUAUGUAACAUUAGGAUAACCUUGUGCUGCAGAGUAAAUGUUUUGUAAUAUUAGUCUGCAUUGCAUUGCAGACUAUGACAUAUAUAAUCUUUUUUGAUAUAGUGCCUUUCUACUUCACAAGAUAUAGCACAAAUGC
Molecule: messenger RNA, 2125 nt
Organism: Erpetoichthys calabaricus (reedfish)
Lineage: Eukaryota; Metazoa; Chordata; Cladistia; Polypteriformes; Polypteridae
Product: transcription factor 24-like
Exons: 3
Coding region: 157-702 (181 amino acids)
Biological process (GO): regulation of transcription by RNA polymerase II; developmental process
Molecular function (GO): protein dimerization activity; DNA-binding transcription factor activity, RNA polymerase II-specific; RNA polymerase II transcription regulatory region sequence-specific DNA binding
Source: RefSeq, a predicted model, not a curated record